CGUGCAAUGGUCGAUUAUAUCAGUAUAUAUAAUAGCGCGCUUCUUCUUUGUAUAUCUCACAAUCGUCCCCCUUUCUUUUCAUUUAUUUCAGAAUGGUUCAAAUAUUUUCUUCUGGUCUUUCCUUAAUUGCAACGCUCCUUUUAGCUACAAGCGCAGCAGCCAAGACAUGUGUCGUUGGAAACAAUAAAGCCGAUGAUUCCAUUGCUAUCAUCAAAGCCUUCAAUGACUGUAAGACAGGAGGCACUGUUUCCUUCCCUAAAAGUGGAACUUGGUACCCAAAGAGCUUGAUCAACGUCAGUGGCUUGAACAAUGUCCGAAUUGACUUCGCUGGACACAUCGUCCUUCCUCCUUUUGAUCCCAAGUACAAGGGCGGCUCUGCUUAUUUGAAAAUACAAGGUAACAAUAUCCAUAUGUCUGGAGGUGGCACAAUUACUGGCAAUGGUCAGUCCUGGUAUGACAGAAAGGACAACACUGCUCCCAUUGUUUUCAGUGCAACAGCAAAAAACUCUGUAUUGGGUAACUUUAGAAUCAUCAAUGCCCCUCGUGGACAUAUCGCUGAUGUGGGUUCAGAAAACGUCGUAUAUGAAAACAUCUAUCUGCGCACUCGUUCUACCAAUUCCAACUUUCAUAGAAACACUGAUGCCUGGGGAACUGCUUGGUCCAAGAAUAUCGUUUUGAGAAACUCUGAAUUCACCGUUGGUGAUGACUGUACUGCUAUCAGCACAGGUGUCACCAACCUGACUGUUACCAAUGUCAAGUGUGUCGAGGGCCAUGGUUUCAGUAUCGGCUCACUUGGCAGAGGUACUCAGCCUGAUUAUGUCAAGUCUGUUCACUUUAUCAACAAUGAAUGCCAUCGCUGUCAAAACGGUAUCAGAAUCAAGACCGUUCCUGGCGGAAAGGGUUCUAUUGAAGACGUCAGAUUUCAAAACGUUAAACUCAUUGCUGCUGAAAACCCUAUUGCUAUUACUACUCACUAUUGGUGUGAACAAAAUCACAACUGUAACAUUGACAACUCAUUGAGCAUCAAGAAUGUUGUCAUUGACAACGUCUCUGGAUCCACUUCUAACAAGGACAUGCCCGUCAUCAACAUUGAUUGCUCCAAGCGUGGUCUUUGCUCUGGUUUCUCUGUUACUCGUAUCAAUAUCCAAAAGAAUCCCAAGACCAAGAAGAAUAUUUGUAAUUACCUUGUUGGAUCUGACAAGAUACCAUACUGCCGCCAAUAA
Molecule: messenger RNA, 1223 nt
Organism: Rhizopus microsporus ATCC 52813
Lineage: Eukaryota; Fungi; Mucoromycota; Mucoromycetes; Mucorales; Rhizopodaceae
Product: pectin lyase-like protein
Exons: 3
Coding region: 93-1223 (376 amino acids)
Biological process (GO): carbohydrate metabolic process
Molecular function (GO): polygalacturonase activity
Source: RefSeq, a predicted model, not a curated record